This is a messenger RNA of Drosophila montana, 603 nucleotides long. RefSeq lists its product as uncharacterized. The coding region runs from base 1 to 603 and encodes 200 amino acids. Lineage: Eukaryota; Metazoa; Arthropoda; Insecta; Diptera; Drosophilidae. The transcript is spliced from 4 exons. The record is from RefSeq and is a predicted model, not a curated record.
AUGAACCUUCCGCUGACGGUCAUCGUGUGCCUUGUGCUGGUCGGGAGUGUGUGCACCGAUCCGAAGAUUGUGUAUAAAUUGAAAAACAUCGAGUGCGUCGCCAAUCCGAAACGCGUCGAGAACAUCUCCUGCUCCAUCAAGGCCAUCAAUUGGAAUAAGGCAGUCGCCCAAAUGGACUGUGAUCUCAUUUUUCCAUUGCGUAAUACAUCGAUCGAAUUCGCGGUGCUCAAAAAGAAUAAUAACAACCAAUAUCAUCCCUUCCUGAUCAAUGUCACUUUCAAUGCGUGCGAUAUGCUGUCCAGCAGAAAAUAUCUGCCCUACGCACCGCUUGUGCGUAAAGUGAUGAAGAUCUAUACGAAUGUGAAUCAUACUUGCCCCGUCACGAAUCAUCUGUAUGCACGUAACUUGAACAUUGAUGAGAAUAUUUUGCCGACUUUUCCUUUGGGCUUUUACGCGUUUUCCAUUAAACUAACUGAGAAUUUCGCGGACAGAACCAGCGAUUCCAUUGGUCUCAUCAAGAUCUAUUGCCAGGCCAUGGAAGUGGUCAACAUUAGACAAAGGAAGAAAUUCAAUAAUUCAGCUAUAAUUAUGCCGGGCAUUUAA